AAAAAGAGCGUCAUUUUUCUCUGCUUCACACCUCUCACUCUUAUCCCUUUGCAACUGUGCUGAUAUAUUCUUUUCCAUUUCUCAGCUUUGUUGUUAGCUCGAGGGAUAAAAUUGUGCUGUGCUCUUUCACUUUCAGUGUUUGUGUUUGUUUCUUGCUGCUAUCUUUCUAUUAUAAUCAUUUGUCUCAGAUAAAGAUCCGAUUUCCAAGGUGUUUCUGCGCAUCUCAACCUCUUUUUUUGUGUGUGAACCGCUUCUUUUUUGUGAAUCAACAAGUUUGGUGAGGUUUUUGUUCGGUCGGAGAGUAGAAUUCUCGAUUGUCCUGUUGAAUUUUGGAUGGACAAAUUUGGUGUUUGUGCGAUCAAGGACUUCGGUGGAUCUUUGAGCUGUUGAGAAUUCGGGGAUUUGUUUAGGGAGGAAUUUGGAGAAAGUGAUUGUUUUUCUGCAGCUAUGGUUAUAAAGGAAUGCAUUGUUUCAGGCUCACCUCUGCCUACAAACGACGAAAUUUCACUCGAUUUAGAUGGGCAAGACGUUAAGGAUGUCCAACUCAACGAACAGUUUGCUGGUGGGGAUGACUUUGCUCCCAAGGUAAGGAAGCCAUACACAAUUACUAAACAAAGAGAAAGAUGGACAGAAGAAGAGCAUAAGAAGUUUCUUGAGGCAUUGAAGCUCUAUGGCCGAGCAUGGAGGAGAAUCGAAGAGCAUGUAGGUAGCAAAACUGCAGUGCAGAUUCGAAGCCAUGCUCAGAAGUUUUUUUCCAAGGUUGCUCGUGAGUCUAAUGUGGGCGAUGGGGGUUUGGUGAAGCCGGUUGAGAUACCGCCUCCGAGGCCUAAGAGGAAACCGAUGCACCCUUAUCCUCGUAAGCUGGGUUCCCCUGUCAAAAUGGGGAUCUUGAUACCUGAAAGAUCGGCAUCUCCAAACCAGUCUCCUACAUCGGUGUUAUCUGUGGUGGGUUCGGAUCAAUCAUCCGGUGGAGCUGAUUCGUGUAUGCCUAAUGGCAGCUCGUCUCCAGUGUCGUCCUCUCCUCUUGCUCGCACUACAGCUCACAUUUUUGGUUCUGAGGCCCCGAAGCUUCUGUCAGAGGAUGGUGUCUCAUCGUCCCAGUCUGACCGUGAAGAUGAAAAUUCGAGUACAGAUGAAGAAAUACCACUGGAAUUGGACCUUUCGCCCAGAAAAACUUUUGUAAAUGAAGCAGCUACGCAGAGCUUGAAGCUGUUUGGUAAGACGUUAUUAGUUGUGGAUUCGUCUCGUUCGACUUGCAAUCCGGAAUCAUUGGACGAUGAUAAAAGAGUGGAAACUUGUCCCUAUCCUCUGAGAGUAGUGCCUCUGAAAGCUGCUGGUAACAGUACUUGUGAGGAUGCUUGGCGAUCAUUGAUGCAAGUCCACAGUAGUGAGAUGAAGAAUGAACUAUUGUACAUACAAUAUACAGGCAACACGACAAGCUCCUCUGCAGCUCCUUUUCCAUGGCUGAGUCUUGCAUCACAGUCAACUCGGGAAGUGCAUAGCCCAACCCCAAUCAGAGCUCAGUCUAAUGAGGGGUCUUCCUCUGGCUCGAAUACUGAUUCGGUUGGUGCGGCAGCAAGGGAGGAGACAUCUUCGUUCUCGUCUUACAAAUUGAGCAAGAGGAUAUCAGCAAACUGCAGGAGGGGCUUCGUGCCAUACAAAAGAUGUUUCACGGAGCAGGAUUCCUCAGCAGAAACUGUACAAGAGAGGGAGAAACAGAGGAUCCGACUCUGCUUGUAGCAUAGCUAGUGAACAAAAAAUUGAGUGUAAGUGACGAUUGACCUGUGUUGCAGGCUUCGACUGCUGGAAGGGGACGUGGCCCCGGCUGUGUCUGGUGUUGGUCUUCCUCUCGACGAUUUGAGAUGUCAAAUUUUUGUUCAUCAUCUGCAAGAAGCCUAGCCUAACUGCGCACUGUAAUCUAUGUAUGCAUGAAUGCAACCACUCUGUAAAUGGCUGUGAUUCGGUUCGGAGGAGCUUUGAGUAUGAGUUGUUCUGAGCUUAAUGUACAAAAGACUCCCAACGGUUUUUGAUGUGUUUUUUAAUCUGAUUUAGGAGAGGUGUGUGGCUUCUACUGUAGAAUGAUGUUGAUAGUAUGAGUCUGCAAAUCACAUGAAAGUGAGUACAAAUGUUGGUAGGAUAAGUGAUUAAUGGAUUUUAUUGUGAAAUGAUA
Messenger RNA from Salvia miltiorrhiza (redroot sage), 2170 nucleotides. RefSeq names its product protein REVEILLE 1-like. Lineage: Eukaryota; Viridiplantae; Streptophyta; Magnoliopsida; Lamiales; Lamiaceae. The transcript is spliced from 6 exons. Gene Ontology annotation, molecular function: DNA binding. Bases 448 to 1740 code for a protein of 430 amino acids. The record is from RefSeq and is a predicted model, not a curated record.